AUGAAUAGUGGCAAAGUGCGGAGCAGUGGAAAGCGAAAACCAUUCCGCGGUCGUCGCAUGCGUGGCUUAUUUACUAACGGUGUUUGGUAUUGUGAUUGCAAUCCAAGAUUACCGGCGGAGCAUUUCAAGGUCAAGAAAGAAGGAAAGAAUCAGGGCCGCUGGUUCUACACGUGCCAGAAACCCGAGGAGCAACGAUGUGCAUUUUUCCUCUGGGACGAGGAUGCUAAGAUAAGGGAAGAAAGUGCUGUGUUGAAUAACUCGAGGACCGAGCCGAGAGCACCCCUGACCGUGGGAGCAAGUGGACGAGACAGAGAGCAACAUCAUUCCGAGAAUGCGAAAGCUCCUGAAGAAUCAGGUUCACAACGCGAAUCGGUGAUUAAACUUCGAGCGGAUUCCCCAUCUAGCUCCCAUCACGAGGAGAGUGGUGACGAGCAUACUAAGGACAGUGACAGUUCUCUCGUCAGUGAGGCUGGUUUACGAAGUUUAGAAGAAAACGCGAUAAGGUCAUUACAACAGCCCCAAUUACCUUUGGAACCCAAAACGCCGGCAAAAAGAAGUCAUAUCGAGAUGCAUGGGUUACCAACACCGGACACGAUCGGUCGACAACAUCAUUCUUUAGGCUACCCUGUGUCAUCACCUUCCAAGCGAAGAGCCACAGAUGUUGAACUACUCAAUUUGGUGUCCCCUACAACAACACCGACCCCAGUCAGAUUCAGAGAUGCCGUGGGAGGCUCAGGAGAUGACACUCUGUUCGCGGAGAUCGAGCAAGUCUUGUCAAGUCAUAGAGUAAAGUUGAACGCGGAUACAUCGAAAGCGGUGAAGGCUAUAUGCCACAAGCAUACAUUGCGCAUGCAAGGUGUUAUCAAAGGGCGUGAAAUAUCCAGACUAGCUUUGAACGCAAAGGAUGCAAAAAUCCUCGAGUUGCAACGCCGCAUUGACACUCUCGAGGCGGAGCACGAGACCGAAAGAGCCAUCGUCCGGCAUCUGCUAUGGGAAAAUGAAGUCAAUGAUGAGUGA
Verruconis gallopava is the source of this 1017-nucleotide messenger RNA. RefSeq lists its product as uncharacterized. The transcript has 3 exons. The record is from RefSeq and is a predicted model, not a curated record. Bases 1 to 1017 code for a protein of 338 amino acids. NCBI's taxonomy places the organism in Eukaryota, Fungi, Ascomycota, Dothideomycetes, Venturiales, Sympoventuriaceae. Gene Ontology annotation, molecular function: zinc ion binding.